AUGUUUUCCGCACUCCGAGCGUUGUCUCGGCCGUCGCCAUCGACAUGGGCGCCGCUCUUGACGCGGACGCUGGCCAACCAACAAGCCCCUAGACGGGCUCUUCUGCCAACACCGACCGUAGCAGCGGCUUUCCAACAGCGCUGUGCCUUCCACGCUACACCGUCGGCAUGGAGGACAAUGAACCAGUCCAUGCGCAAUAAACGCAAGCCCAAGAAGUCUCUCGAAUCAAAGUCACCACUUCUGGAGAACUGUCCCCAGAGAAAGGGCGUCGUCACAAGGCUCAUCAUCGCCAAACCCAAGAAGCCCAACUCGGCCAAACGAAAAGUCGCUCGUGUCAAGCUGACCACUGGCAAAUCUCUCAUGGCUUACAUUCAAGGUGAAGGACACAACUUGCAGGAACACAGUGUCGUCUUGGUUCGUGGUGGACGAACGAAGGAUUUGCCCGGUGUGGGUUAUAAGCUUGUUCGUGGUGCCCUCGACUUUGCAGGUGUCGUUGGCCGUGCUACCUCGCGUAGUAAAUAUGGUGUUAAGAAACCCAAGAAAUAA
Messenger RNA from Coprinopsis cinerea okayama7#130, 546 nucleotides. Its product is annotated as putative mitochondrial 37S ribosomal protein MRPS12. The record is from RefSeq and is a predicted model, not a curated record. Gene Ontology annotation, cellular component: small ribosomal subunit; ribosome. Gene Ontology annotation, molecular function: structural constituent of ribosome. Bases 1 to 546 code for a protein of 181 amino acids. Lineage: Eukaryota; Fungi; Basidiomycota; Agaricomycetes; Agaricales; Psathyrellaceae. The transcript has 3 exons. Gene Ontology annotation, biological process: translation.